Messenger RNA from Apis florea (little honeybee), 1116 nucleotides. RefSeq names its product NAD-dependent methylenetetrahydrofolate dehydrogenase. Gene Ontology annotation, molecular function: methylenetetrahydrofolate dehydrogenase (NADP+) activity; methylenetetrahydrofolate dehydrogenase (NAD+) activity; methenyltetrahydrofolate cyclohydrolase activity. Gene Ontology annotation, cellular component: mitochondrion. Gene Ontology annotation, biological process: tetrahydrofolate interconversion. NCBI's taxonomy places the organism in Eukaryota, Metazoa, Arthropoda, Insecta, Hymenoptera, Apidae. The record is from RefSeq and is a predicted model, not a curated record.
UAUUACAUAUAUAAAUGAUAUAAUACUUUACUAUGAAAUAAUCAAAUAUAUACAAAAAAUUAUAUGUUUGACAACAUGUUUCUCUUAAAGAAAAAUUUCUCACUUCUUUCAAAUACUUCAUUGAAGCAACUACAUACUUCAAAUAUAUUACAAAAUGCUAUAAUAAUAGAUGGUAAAAAAAUAGCUAAUAAAAUACAAAAUGAAUUAAAAAUAACUGUUGAUAAUUGGAUAAAUGAUAAUAAAAAAAGACCUAAAUUAGUGGCUAUUAAAGUUGGUAAUAAUCCUGCUAGUAAAAUAUAUGUUGAUAAAAAAAUAAAAGCUGCAAAUUUUAUUGGAAUUGAAAAUUAUACUAUUCACUUAGAUGAGAAUAGUUCACAACAAGAUAUUAUUAAUGAAAUUGAUAAUUUAAAUAAAGAUAAGACUGUAGAUGGAAUUCUUGUGCAAUUGCCAUUAAUAAAACAUAUGAAUGAACAAGAAGUUUGUCAGGCGAUUAUACCAAGUAAAGAUGUUGAUGGUUUUCAUUUAGAAAAUUUAGGUAAUUUAGCAUUAAAUAGGAAUGGAAUUAUUCCUGCAACUGCUUUGGCUGUGAAAGAAUUAAUAAUAAGAAAUAACAUUGAAACUUUUGGAAAAAAUGCAGUUGUAGUAGGAAGAUCUAAACAUGUUGGUUUACCUAUUGCAUUACUUUUACAUGGUGACAGUAAAGAUAGAACAGGUGCAUUAGAUAUGACUACAACUAUAUGUCAUCGUCAUACUCCUCAUACUGAAUUAGAAAAAUUUACAAAAUUGGCAGAUUUAGUUGUUGUUGCAGCUGGUAUACCUGGUUUAAUCACUAAGGAAAUGAUAAAACCAGGAGCAUGUAUAAUUGAUGUAGGAAUUACAAGAAUAAAAAUGGAUAAUAAAUAUAAAAUAGUAGGAGAUGUAGAUUUUGAAAAUGUAAAAUCAAUUGCUGGACAUAUAACUCCAGUGCCGGGAGGUGUAGGUCCUAUGACUGUAGCAAUGUUAAUGAAAAAUACUAUUUUAGCAGCUAACAAAAAUUAUGAAAAUUCAAAGCUCUCUGAUCAUAAUAAUAAAUAAAGAUUUUGAUCAAUAGUUAAAUAUUGAAAUAAUAGUAUAAUA